AGAGCUCAGCUGACUCAGCCAUUCAGUUCAUGUCACUGAGUAACUGUUUAGAAAAAAAUAACAAAGCAAUAAAUCAAUUUACACACUUAAUGUUUCAAAUUUAAGCUUAAUUAUACAAACCUAAUUAUUAUUUAGCGAUGGCAGAGAUUUCCUGGCCUUGGCAGUAUAAUUUUCCUCCAUUUUUUACGUAAGUAAAUUUGUUUUAUUGCCAAACAAAGUUUUUUUGCAUUCUUAAAAUGAGUUUUCGAUAUCAAUGGAAAUACGUUAACGAAGGAAACGUUCACGUUGUCCUACAAAUAUUGGAAAGCAACUAUGUCCUUCGUCUUAUUAAAGAAGACGAUAAUCAAAUAAAAAAAGAUUAUGUUUGUGAAUCUGUUGAAUUCGUCAACUUGGUUAUGAUACCAUUGAUAUUUUGCGAUAGAAGGUAUCAAGAAGAAGUUAUAGAAAUUUCAUCUGAAGAAUUAGUUCAAUUGACUGAAAAAAUGUUCGAGCUUCGUCCCAAAAACAGAAUAAAUAAGUCAAUCUUAAGUACAAUAGCAAUAAAAGCUCCUAAUUUAACAAUGAUUUCUUUAAAAACCGAAAACUUUUGCAUAGAAAUCAAACCAAAAGAAGGAUUUCUUGCAAAUAGUCUCAAAAAAUCUUCAAAAUGUUAUUAUUGUUUAAAACAGAUAUUGAAAUUCAAAGAGAAACAAAUUGUUCACCUAAGUAAUUAUUGCCCUUUAGAUCUUUUUUCUGGUAAUAAAGAAAGAAUGAAGUUUGCGUUACGAAGCUUGAUAGAAAGUCCUCAAAAUAAUUUUAAAGUUUUUAAGAAUGGGGCACUGAUUUAUCAAGAAACAUCACAAUAUAAGGGUUUUGAAGAUAUAUUAAAACAAUUAAAUUUUUUUAGCAAUUCUAGCAAUUUGUUUCUAGAUUUUAUUAUAGAAAUAUUACUGAGUGAUGGUAAAUCAGAUAUUAAUGUAUUAGAAAGUAGUAAAACAGCAAACCAAAUAAAAGCUGAAAAUUGUAAUAAAGAGAGUAACUUGGAGAAUAACUCAUUUUUACAUAACCUUCUGUACUUGCAAAAACUAUCAGAGAAUUUCAAUUCCAAUGUCAACUUACAUGACAGAGAUACUAAUUAUGUCCAUUCUGUUUUAAAUGAAAUAAAGUCACAGAAACUUGAUUUAACAAAUAAAAGCCACAGGGAUAUAGUUUUUGCUACUUGGGACCCAAUGCGCUUAGCACUCAUAUCUGCCAUUGUCAAGGAUUGCUCUGUAAUGAUUAGUUUUACGAAUGACACUAAUAAUCAGUUCCCCAAAGUAUUGAUUGGUGAUAGUAAACUUUCAUACAACCUGGGUGUAACUGACUUGGAACCAAAAAUGGCUAAAGUGUUACUGAAGAGAAAACAUACUGAGAAAAAACUGCUUGAUAUAUAUGCUAUGAUUGCUAAAACACCUGAAUAACCAUUUUAAUUCAACCUCAUGGCGAAACAAGAGCUAAGCAAUUAGAGGCAUGGCAACAGCUAAUAUCAGAAUACCUUAAAGCAACAAAACAAUCAACUAUAGAUAUAAGAGAAUCGCAAAAUAGUCCAUUAUUUAAUAACACUGCAAUAAACAGAAAACUAUCUCAGGAGUCUUUACUCACUAUUUUAGAAGAUAUGGCCAAAACUGGCAGAGCAGCACCUGUAGAUAAGAGCAAAAAUGUUUGGGAAGUGUACUGGCACUCCCUGGACGAAUGGGGCAAUAUGCUGUACAAUUGGGCUAGUAGUAAUGGUUUAAAUAAUACUGUUUGCACUUUAUAUGAACUGCGGGAAGGCGAAAAUACUGUGGGUGAAGAGUUCCAUGGCCUGGACCUAAAUGUUUUGGUGAAAGCACUUAAAUCGCUAGAAGUAAGAGGCAAGUGUGAAUUGAUUGAAUUUGAUGAUAAUCAAGGUGUCAAGUUCUUUUGAUCAAUUUUAAAUUGUUAUUGCUCCUUUUCACUGGUUGAUGCCCAGCAUUCAAGGAUUUUGCGGAGGUAGUAUCAGUGAUAUUCAGCCGAUACAUCCUGUACACAUUGGGACCCCCAUGUAUUCAAGAUAUGGUCAAUGAAAUUAGAUAUUCCCAGUAGUUUUACCAAGUUGCCUUACAAGUAAAAUUACUGGCAAUUUUCUUCCCAGUAUACUUAACUUGUCAGAUCACUGGGGAAGAAAAUUGCCAGUUGUCCUACUUUAUAAAACAGAUGGAAUUUUUUAUCAGUGCCUAUACUUCAAUUUUUUUUUGUCAAAAUUAUACAGUUGGUAAGUUCUACUUGGUAACUUGGUAAGACUACUGGGAAUACCCCAAUGAAAUGCCCUGAUCGGUGUACGGCAUGCAGGGACUACCAGCCACUCGACUGGGUGCACCAAUGAGUUUUCAUUUCUACCUAGUCAUGCGUUCCUGGUAUAAUGUUUUAUUGUACGACGUGUUUUUUUUUUAUAAACAAUAAACAAUGCCAUAGAGCAAUAAAGUUUUGCCUGCGACUUGAAAAAUGCGUUCCGAUCAACCAAUGAAAAUGCGCCCUUAGGUUGGUAACUUAAUAUAUUUAUUAUUGUAAGUACAUUUUAUUUAGAUAUGGAAAUGUUGAAUGCAUUUUGUUAAGUUAUAACUAUUUUGUAAUGUUGAAAUAUAUUAUAAUAUUGCUUGAUAUUUUUAUUCUGUAUGGUUUGCUUAUAAACUCACCAUACCCUCUCAAAUCUAGUCAAGUCUCAAAUAUAGUGUUUUAUAACCCUAAGCUAAACCACACUAAACAUAUCUAAGUACUGAGGACCACAAAAUCCGAUCCGAUCCGAUCCGAUGUACAUAUUUAAAGAUGUCUGUAUUUUUAACUGACUUCAAAAAAGGAGGAUGUACUCAAUUCGACUGUAUUUUUUAAUGUCAGAACUUUUUUCUAGGUGAGCCGAUUCUUUUUUUAUUUGAAAGCUGGUGCUUCUCAUAUGGUCCCAUAUAAAUUUGAUCAAGAUCUAACAAGUAGUUUUUGAGUUAUUCUUAAUAAUGCGUAUUUAAUUGACUUCGGCUACUUUAAUGAUGUUCUCGUUUUAUUUAUAUUGAAAUCGGUUGUACAAAAUUUUAAAUUUUACUACUUGUUUUAUACAAUCGUAUAAAACAAGUAGUAAAAUUUAAAAUUUAUGUAUGUCGUGGCUUAGUUAACUUUUUCGCCUUGCAUAUCUAUCUAGAGAAAAAUUCGUUUAUUGUUGAAGUAUCAUAUACGUACGUAGUACAUAUAUUACUAAUGUCUCCAAAACAAUUUAAUUUGACGCUUUAUUGCAUAAGUUAGAGUGAGAAGUUUUAAAGCGACUUUUAGUGACACUACAACUUAAAAAAAAAAUGAAAAAAAUAAAGAAAUAAAUUCCGUAUCUUACCUAGAUUGAAGAGCACCUCCCGCCCACCCUCAAUUGCGUGCACUAUCCCCGUCACCACUAAUCCCAGCACCACUACACUAGGAAAGACACACCACUGACGACAAUACGACACGUGUUUCGUCUCUACAUGAGGCGUCAUCAGGUGAAGUAGACUGCGGUGGUUGACCGCUAAGUGAGUAAAUGAUUUUAAUGAUACAAUCGUGUAUCAUGUAACUUUCUUUUUUAUUUCAUAAAUUAAUUAUUUUAAAAACUAGGUAUGUACUGUCAUAAAUUACUAAAACUGUCCAUUUAUACCGCCGCACUGUUAUUAAACAUCCAAUAAACAAAUUUAACUAAUAUAUAAUAUAUAC
Parnassius mnemosyne (clouded apollo) is the source of this 3702-nucleotide messenger RNA. The record is from the annotation of a GenBank genome assembly. NCBI's taxonomy places the organism in Eukaryota, Metazoa, Arthropoda, Insecta, Lepidoptera, Papilionidae.